Molecule: messenger RNA, 2359 nt
Organism: Corvus hawaiiensis (hawaiian crow)
Lineage: Eukaryota; Metazoa; Chordata; Aves; Passeriformes; Corvidae
Gene: IRF8
Product: interferon regulatory factor 8
Exons: 9
Coding region: 52-1332 (426 amino acids)
Biological process (GO): regulation of transcription by RNA polymerase II; immune system process
Cellular component (GO): nucleus
Molecular function (GO): protein binding; DNA-binding transcription factor activity, RNA polymerase II-specific; RNA polymerase II cis-regulatory region sequence-specific DNA binding
Source: RefSeq, a predicted model, not a curated record
GGGAGCGGGAGCGCGGGGACGGGAGCUGAGCCGGGACCGGCCGGGGACAGGAUGUGUGACCGGAACGGCGGCAGGCGGCUGCGGCAGUGGCUGAUCGAGCAGAUCGACAGCGAGCUGUACCCCGGCCUCAUCUGGGAGAACGAGGAGAAAUCCAUGUUCCGCAUCCCGUGGAAGCACGCCGGGAAGCAGGACUACAACCAGGAGGUGGAUGCUUCUAUUUUCAAGGCCUGGGCUGUUUUCAAAGGCAAGUUCAAGGAAGGUGACAAAGCGGAGCCGGCCACGUGGAAGACGCGGCUUCGCUGCGCUCUGAACAAGAGCCCUGACUUUGAGGAGGUGACAGACAGGUCCCAGCUGGACAUCUCUGAGCCCUACAAGGUCUACAGGAUCGUGCCAGAGGAGGAGCAGAAAUGCAAAGCAGGGAUUGCCAGCGGGAGCAGCCUGAACGAUGUCACGGACAUGGACUGCAGCUCCUCUGCCAUCGAUGACCUCAUCAAAGAGCCCUCCUGUGUGGAUGAAUACCUGGGGAUCAUCAAGAGGAGCCCCUCACCCCCCCAGGAGACCUGCAGGAACCCCCCAAUACCCGACUGGUGGGUGCAGCAGCCCAGCCCUGCGUUGCCCCUGAUGAAUGGAUACUCCAGCUACGAGCAGUACCACUCAGGUUAUUCCCAGAUGGUGAUCAGCUUCUACUACAGCGGGAGGCUGGUGGGCCACGUCAGCACCUCGUGCUCUGAGGGCUGCAGGAUCUCCCUGGGCCAGCCCUCGGGCCACGGGGAGAAGCUCUACGCCCCGGAUGCCCUGGAGCACGUCCGGUUCCCCUCGGCCGACGCCAUCCAGAACGACCGCCAGAAGCAGAUCACCAAGAAGCUCUUUGGGCACCUGGAGAGGGGUGUCCUCCUGCACAGCAACAAGCAGGGCAUCUUCAUCAAGAGGCUGUGCCAGGGCAGGGUCUUCUGGAGCGGGAACACCAUGGCCUACAAGGACAGGCCCAACAAACUCGACCGGGAUGAGGUGGUGAAGAUCUUUGACACCAACUUGUUCUUCCGAGAGCUGCAGCAGUACUACAACAACCAGGGCCGCUUCCCAGACAGCAGAGUCGUGCUAUGCUUCGGGGAGGAAUUCCCGGAUGCCGUGCCGCUGAGGUGCAAACUCAUCCUCGUCCAGGUGGAGCAGCUGUACCUCAGGCAGGUGGUGGACGAGGCUGGGAAGACCUGCAGCUCCAGCCCUAUGCUCCCCAUGGCUGAUGAGCCCCAGCACGACCAGGGCUACCGGAUCUUCCAGGACAUCUGCGCCACACGGCCGCUCUUCCGGGAAAACCAACAGAUCGCAGUCUGAGCCCCCUGCUCCCCUCCCAGCCUGCUGGGCUGCCCUCAUCCACACCCAGAUUAGUCCCAGGAGUGCCUAAAAUCCUUUUUUUUUUUUUUUUUCUUUUUUUUUUUUUUUUUUUUUUUCUUUUUUUUGAAAGUUGGGUUUUGUUUCUUUGCUAUUUCCAGUGCAGAGUCUGUAUAAAUCCAGUGGUGGAAAUUGCCGUGAGCAAAUAGGUUGGAUGUUCAGUGCCUGCAAACAAUCUAUGAUAAAAAUGACUCUUCUAGUCCCAGGACUGUCUGUAGCUCACAGCUGGGGGACCAGGGAGCAUCCAAGCUGUGCAGGGAGGUCAGGGCUGGCUUUGCUUUGUGUUGCCUUUGUUAAUGGCCAGUCAAGCAGAACCAAAAAUCAGCAGCUCUAAGCACCUGCCCCAACAAUCUGCAACUCAGACCUUGCUGAGAGCAGCAACUUGAUAGGAGGUGACUCUUGAAAAGCCUUAGAAUGCUCAAAUUUAGGAAAUUCCAUCCAGGAAUCAGCUUUCCCCCUUCAAAGAGUCCUGCUGGUGGAAGGCAGGGUGUGCCUCCCAAAGAGAACUCCUGAGAUUCCUCUUUAUUUUUGCUGUGAGAUUUAUGCGUUUCUCUUUCGUGCCAAAGUGGAUUGCAAUUUGGAAACCGAUGCAGAGGUUCUAUGUGUAAAUACUGACUAUGAGAACUUAGGAAUCCUCAUUUUUCCUGACCGGAGCCAGAGUUUAUAUAAACACAGAGAAUUUUAAUUUUUCAAGAUUGCAGCGUAGUGUGAAUAGCUUGGCUUCACCCUCCCCAACACACGUGUGGGGCUCUCCCAAGCGUGUCCAGGCAGCGUCAUCCAUGUGUAAAUCCUCGUUUUCACAGCUUCUGAGUGUGCCCCCAGCUCUGGGGAGCUGCUGGUGCCUCCCAAAGCAGGGCUGCACAUGUGUGCGUGCCACCAAAGCUGCCUAUUUAUUGUAUGCCUGAGGUUUAUUAAUUUUUUGGGGGGUAAAUUUUUAUAUCUCCCUGCAAUUAAAGUGCUAUAUUUUGUA